UGUUGGAAAGCUAUGUUCUUCUCUAGGGUAUGUGUUAUAGUGAUGAAAUCAUCAUUAACCCUUGAGAAAUGAUGACUACUGGAUAUGCAAAGCUACAGCAAGACGUUUAGGAAAUAAUGGUCAUCAAAUAUUUAUAGUGGAUAGCCACAUUAUGGGCUGGAUAUGAAAUAAACAGGACAACGCCUUCCAUAUUUCCAUCAUAUUCAUUGGACAUUUAACUGCAUGAACUAACAAGAGGCGCAACAUUCCCUGAAAUAACUGGAUUUGCAGAAGAAGAUGCCAACUUGCAAACCAGAGGACAUGUACUGGAUAGAAGGCUCUCAGAGAGAAAAUGGACUGGAGCAUUUCUACACACUGGGCCAAGAGCUUGGAAGAGGAGCCACUUCUGCUGUUUUCAGAUGCGAGGAGAAAAGAACACAAAAACUUUAUGCUGCAAAAAUUAUUCAAAAGACUAUUGACAAAAAAAUUGUAAGAACUGAAAUUGGAGUGCUGCUGCGUCUUUCACACCCUAACAUUAUUAAACUCAAGGAAAUCUUUGAGACAUCAUCUGACAUUGUGCUAAUUCUAGAACUGGUUACAGGAGGGGAACUUUUUGACAGGAUUGUAGAGCGUGGCUUUUACAGUGAAAGAGAUGCGGCGCGUGUUGUCCAACAAAUCCUGGAGGCGGUUUCUUAUUUACAUGGAAAUGGAGUAGUUCACCGUGACCUAAAACCAGAAAAUCUUCUCUAUGCUGACAUGUCCCCUGAUUCCCUUCUUAAAAUAGCGGACUUUGGUCUGUCAAAAAUCAUUCAUGAUCAGGUAGCCAUGAAGACCGUAUGCGGAACACCAGGAUACUGUGCUCCAGAAAUUCUUCAGGGUUCCCCAUAUGGCCCAGAAGUUGACAUGUGGUCUGUUGGAGUCAUUGCAUACAUCUUGUUAUGUGGCUUUGAACCAUUUUUUGACCCACGGGGUGAUCAGUACAUGUACAGCAGGAUCCUCACCUGCGACUAUGAAUUGAUUUCUCCCUGGUGGGAUGAAAUCUCUUUGAAUGCAAAGGACCUGGUGAAGAAGCUGAUUGUGCUGGAUCCACAGAAAAGACUAACAGUUUCUCAGGCUUUGCAGCAUCCCUGGGUAACCGGAAGAGCUGCUAAGUUUUCUCAUAUGGAUCAAACACAAAAGAAACUUCAGGAAUUUAAUGCAAAGCGCAAGCUUAAGGCAGCCAUGAAAGCUAUAGUAGCGUCAAGCCGCUUAGGAAGCCACAGUCAUGUUGAGAACUCAAGAUGCCUACAAAGCUCAGAAGAUCCACAAAAAUGUAAUUUUUCAGGUUCUAAAGCUGGAGAACCCCAUUCACCAACUGAACAACAAGGUAUCUUGCAGGACCCAUCUCCUGAACCUGUACAACAAGAGCAUUCUAUAGGCACACUCAUUGGGACUGAUAGCUAA
Molecule: messenger RNA, 1422 nt
Organism: Nanorana parkeri
Lineage: Eukaryota; Metazoa; Chordata; Amphibia; Anura; Dicroglossidae
Product: calcium/calmodulin-dependent protein kinase type IV-like
Exons: 12
Coding region: 277-1422 (381 amino acids)
Biological process (GO): protein phosphorylation
Molecular function (GO): ATP binding; calmodulin binding; calcium/calmodulin-dependent protein kinase activity
Source: RefSeq, a predicted model, not a curated record